This is a messenger RNA of Gymnogyps californianus (California condor), 1087 nucleotides long. RefSeq lists its product as uncharacterized. The record is from RefSeq and is a predicted model, not a curated record. The transcript has 14 exons. Bases 134 to 886 code for a protein of 250 amino acids. Gene Ontology annotation, cellular component: membrane. NCBI's taxonomy places the organism in Eukaryota, Metazoa, Chordata, Aves, Accipitriformes, Cathartidae. Gene Ontology annotation, biological process: regulation of sodium ion transmembrane transporter activity; monoatomic ion transport. Gene Ontology annotation, molecular function: sodium channel regulator activity.
GGCGUCCCCCGCACGCAGCCGGGUGCGCAGUGCCCUGUGCCAGCUGGCAGGACGGAGAGCAGCCGCUCCCCUGGCCCCUGCCUGUCCCCUCAGGAGGAGGAGAAAGGACGCUCGGGGCCAGUUAAUAGCAGCCAUGGAGGCAGUGCUGAUCUUCCUGUGCUCCCUGCUGGUGCCGGCGGCCGUGGCAGACGUGGCCACCCAAGAGAAGGAGGAGGACCCCUUUAACUAUGAUUACCAGAGCCUGAGGAUCGGGGGGCUGGUGUUUGCCGUGGUCCUGUUCACUGUUGGCAUUCUCCUUAUACUCAGCAGGAGGUGCAGGUGCAGUUUCAACCAGAAGCCCAGAGCUCCAGGGGAUGAGGAGGCUCAGGCCGAGAACCUGAUCACCUCCAACGCAACGGGAGCACAGAAACACGCCCCAUUUCUAUCCCUGGCUAAAACCAAGCCGUCGGUGUGGGAUGCCGCUUCAAAUGUGAGGAAAUGCUGUGGUGGCAGAGAAGCCCGCGACAUCCCCCGGCACGGUGACACUGUGAAAGAGGGCGGCUGCGCAGCGGUGACCCUGCUAACCAGCACAAACCAGCUCCUCGCCAACGCUCUGCCCGCCCCCGAGACGGAGGCGGGCAGGUUUGUCUCCCAAUUAAUGUGCUUUCCCGUGGGCGCCCGCACCCAGAGCGAGACGCCCGCCGGACGACACGCCGACGCGAUGGGUGACGAGCAAGUGCCCGAGCCGGACCUGGACAGGUUCAGCUACGACUAUGAGACCAUCCGCAACGGGGGGCUGAUCUUCGCCGUCGUGGCUUUUGUUGUCGGGCUCCUCAUCAUCCUCAGCCAGCGGUUCCACUGCGGAGGGAAGAAGAGGAGGAGACAAGGAAACGAGGAAGACCUGUAGCUGCAGAGCUGCCAUGCCGCCGUGGAAGCAGAGCUUCAUCCAAAGCAGAGAAGUCCUUGCCAAGGGCCACCCCUUACCCCGCUCCAGUGGAUCCAUUACCCUGCUCACCCCAGGCGAGGCCAGAACGCAAAUUGCCCUCGUGCUUUCCCCUGUGUUAGAUCCAGCAAGAGUUUCUUGGCUAAUAAAGUUCAAGCUGAGAGA